Porites lobata is the source of this 3318-nucleotide messenger RNA. Lineage: Eukaryota; Metazoa; Cnidaria; Anthozoa; Scleractinia; Poritidae. The record is from the annotation of a GenBank genome assembly.
AAGGCAAAUACUGGUCGAAUCGCGUCUUUAUGUUUUAGCUGUGUAUAUUAUAAUCUUUUCUAAAAAAAUACUAGGCGAAUACCCCAAAUUUUCCCUUCCGAUGUAAUAUUUUGUGAUAGAAGACCUUUCGCGUUCCAGACGGGAUGUUUAUAACAGUGCGAUUUGCAGGUAAGGGGACUAAGUUCUUGCACAAAUUAUACGAGUAUUUAAGGAUAGAAAUGUAUAUAUACAACGGAGAAGUUAACCAAGCGCCUUGAAAAAUAAAGCGCUACUCUGAUGGUUGUGGCAACACACGAUCUUUUGUAGGUAUGAUCCAGCUUAUAGCUAAAGGGGGAUUUUCUGGUAACUGUUCUCUAAAGAAGUAAUACUCUCUUAGAUACUCAAAAACAAAGAACGAGGAGAAGGGAAAAUCUUAAAGGGUAUAAUUAAACAAUAACGCUUUUGUUGUGUAUUUUUAAAGAGGCUUUUAGGGAUACCUGCGUAGAGAGCAUUGCCGUGCCGGUCACGGAUACGACCGGAAUGUCAGACACGAUUCUUGAGGCCUUAUGGCUUUAGGGUAAUCAGUUUUCCUGUAAUAAAAAUCAUUUAUCUUGGCGACGACUAAGAUAUGGAAAUUAGGCUGGAAUGAGAGCAAACAGAUAUUGUAUUGAAACGGAAGUUGUCUUAUUUACAUUCAUCUAAUGUGUUUGAAUCUGUUGGCGACAAUGCACUCCCGACGUCAAAUCUAACAAACCAUAAAACGAAAUGGAAACAAUUUGAUUGAGCAUUUUUUAUAUUUAGUUUCGUUUUUUCUUUCCUUUGGGUACCCAGUGAAAGUAGGUAAUAUGAAGAGCCUUUUCGUUAUUUUAUUCUUUUAUCUAGGCUAGUAAGUCUAAGUCUCUGCUUGAUACCCAUAUAAGCAUAAACGCAAAUUUAUUACAUGUCUAUCUCUUGAUAUACAAUAGUCUCCACAUGCUGGUUUUGUGAUCCAAUCCGCUGUUCUUUUUUAGAUGAUAAAACGGAACUUUUUAAUCCAAACUGCAGAAAUUGUCUGCUUCUUAGCAACAUCAAGGAGCGAUGUGACUGCGAAGACGAUGGUAACUAUAGUUUUUACAUUUAUUUUUUAUUGAUUUAUUUAUCUUUUGAAGAAACAAAUACAUGAUAGAAAUAAAAUUUUGCUGUUGGAUUUAUGACUUGCAUGCUCUUGACCAAUCAUGACCCUCUUUUACUCAGGGUAAUGUCCGGCCCUUAUGUGUUGAUUGAACAGUUCUAAAAUCCACUUGCGUAGUAAUGCCUCGCUUUCGUGGGUAAAACUUUUUUCGAGGAACACAUCGACCCUGGCACGUGUAUUUUGUUUUUGCGCACGACCUAGAGUUCAAUUUCUUAUCAAUAUGGAGACUGCAAAAACAGUCGGGUUUUUUUCUCAAAAUCAGUAAAGAAAUCGGUAAAGCUUGGCGUAAGGGUCUUACGCGCUCUCUGUUCUCAGCCUCGUUCCAGACCUUUUGUUUGACUGCUCGCGCGUACUUGAACACGCAAAAAUACGGACUGUGUUGUAGUCUAAUUAAUAUAUUGUAGUAACUAUCUUUUUCCUUUUUUCAUCCCUUACAGAUAUCAUCGAUCUUUCUGAUGAAAGCGGCUCACUGAAACAUCUUCAAAGCAAUCCGUUGGAUUACGGAACCAAAUACUUGAAUGAAAGAGAGAUUCUUAUUCUUGUAAAAAAAGAAAGUAAGAAUCUGUUUUUAAACAAUUGAUCGACUCUUGUUUUACCUCAGUUAUAUUAUUCAGUUAAGGAAACUACUGAAGAGCCGAGCAGCCUUUUGAGGAAAUCAAUGGGGUGAAAAAUAGUCAUCCAUGGAACAAACUUUUGACUAUUCAUCCAACACACUUUCUAAGACGAAGGCUUUUCUUUAACUUGUUGAAUUUAGAGCGUUGGAGAUCAUAUAAUCAAGAGUCUCGGGUACUGAAAUUGAAAAACAUAAGUUGUUUCAUUCAGGACUCAUACAAAAUGUAAGGUUUGCCAUGAACUUUCUCAGUUGAAUUUUCCGGAAUUCCAUGGCUUAGCUUUGCCGCACCCCUUCCAAAGUUUGCGAGUCUUUUCGUUGAGUUCUUGACUGUUUUCAUCACAGAAACUGAUGGCGAGACUAUGACCUUCGUACCACUCUUGGAAGGCAUGGAAACUAAUAAGGCGUUCUUGGGUAGGUGAAAUGAAGUGUUUUAAAAAAGUAUAAAGAUAAAAACUGAGAUCGAAAACUAACGGUAUACCGACUACUUCCAACUCAAGAGCAAUUGACAGACUGCCGCGGCGGAAUGACAUGAAUUCAACGGUAUGUUUUCCAGGGUGUAUCAAUGUGAUUUGUGAAUAACGUGUUCAGUUUAAUGCGUCAAAAGAAGUUCUGUUUUCAGAAAAAAAAAACAUAUUAGAAUUACAUUUCGUUUCUUUUUUUGAGAUAUGAGAGGUAAAUGUUCUAAGGAAAAGUUAGCACUAUCUUGAUUUUUUUAACUGUGAAAAGUUAAUUAGACACUGACCACUGAGUAUUUUUAUUGGACUGAUAAGCUGACUGAUUGGUUGUUCGAAUGGUUAACAUCGCCAUCUAUUAGACUGCGCAGCUGGCGGAAUUGCUUGUCCGCGCGCGUGAGACUUUUGGCGAAUUGUUUGUCCGCGAAAAUGAGUGUUUUGGCGGCGAAGCAGCAAAAAGCGGGGAUCCUGUCAGCUAAGAAGGCUACAAUAAUCGAUUGAUUAGUUGACUGAUUGAAUAAUUGAUCGUGAUUUAUUUUCAGAACGGCUCAACCCACCGCCACCAAAACCAGAAAAGAUACGCUCGCCUACAAGGGAUUCCCCAAGCAAGCUGUACUCUGAGGGAGCCCGAGGGAAAAGGGCAUCCCUUGCACCGAGGCCUAAACAAAAUCAACUAGCGCCUCCGUCAAGUUCAACAAGAUCGCUGUCCCCGGGGAGAAGAGGUAGUAGAAUGAGGAGCCAAAGCGUGCAACUUGCGCAAGCCCCACUUGGAUCAUUCCAUUCAUCAAGACGGGCCCGAUAGUUAACGCUUAUGAAUACAUGGCACUUGACUGCGGGAGGUGUAGGGACAGAUGGAGUGGAGGAACUGGACCAGUGGAUCGUCCAUAGGAAGCCCUAUGACAAAAAUAAUUGUAAUAAAGGACAAACUCUAGAAUUAGAAAAUUUUAUCAGCUUUCAAUCCAUAUUUACCCCACAUAGUAUUUUCACGAAGUAGGAAUAUCAAUAUUAAAGAAAUAUAUAACGCCAUACUCUUAGUCAAUUCUUUUGAAGGAAAGAAAGGGAUUUAACUGCAAAUGGCGUCCAGGAUAUGACUUACAAAUGCC